Botrytis byssoidea is the source of this 1086-nucleotide messenger RNA. RefSeq lists its product as uncharacterized. The transcript has a single exon. The record is from RefSeq and is a predicted model, not a curated record. Bases 1 to 1086 code for a protein of 361 amino acids. NCBI's taxonomy places the organism in Eukaryota, Fungi, Ascomycota, Leotiomycetes, Helotiales, Sclerotiniaceae.
AUGCCUGGCUACCCGCCUGCAUCAAAAUUCUCACUUCCACCGCCUACGGCUUAUGUGUCACCAAUUCCACCUGUUCGGCCCGCGUCUUUAGACUCCAGAUCAAGUGAAAGCUCAUGUCCAAAUGCAGGAUCAAGAGCUUUGAGCUACACUGACCAAGUAACAGAUGUUGAGGACUCUUGUGCAAAGCCUUCACAGUCUUGCAAUUAUAAACCCGGGAAAGAAAUUGCUAAAGGGGGGGACUCAACUACAGAACCUCGGCGGAGGUGCAGUCAAAGCGCUGGAAGAAAAAUAAUGAAAAGCUCAAGUUAUCGUAUAGAGACUGAAUAUCUCAAAAGCCCCGCCGUCCAUGCCUCUUUCGGGUUCGAUAACGCUAAUUGUGUGAAAAUUAAACAUCUCCCUGAAAGAAUUAAGGACGGCAUUCGAACACUCUUAGAAAAAGGUUGGGAGCAUGGUAUCCAAAAGGAAGGCCCAUGUGCCAGGGACGAUGAGGGUUAUUACUUCAAACUCAGGAAGAGACCAUUUGGUAGUGGAAACACGUAUGUGGUAACUCGAAUGACACGCAACAUGAUUGCGUACUUGGCCUCCGAGGGUUGGAAAGUACAACCUGUUCCAUCACUUUUAGAUCCAUACGACACUUUGAAUUUUCGAAAAUGUGCAAAGCCCCUCCCAAAAUGUUACUGGCUUGCCAUGACAUACGGGCAUGCCGGGAAGUGGCGUCUGAAAGAUCAGUUAAGCAUUCUGGGUGGAGCAGACGAACUCAUUGACACCAUCCGCCUUACUUUGCAAGAAAUGAAUCUUAUCUCAAGACUCAAGAAGGAGCAUACUGAUUCUGCGAAAAAUUGGCACCAAUUCUGCAUCAAGGGCUCUUUUCUCCGUUCCGGAGGCCCUGAAAAGAAAAAGACGAUGAUGCUCAGGAUUAUGGAGAGGCUUGAGGAACGUGGUUGGGUCUUAUAUGUCGGGUGGCAUCGAAUCUAUCACGAACGGACAGAUUACGAACAGAAAAUUGGGACUUGGUUGUGCGUGAAGAGUCGUGAAUGGAAGCCUAAUAAUCCAGUGAAGAUUCGCUGGCAGAGUGAUUUUAAUUGA